Talaromyces atroroseus is the source of this 4956-nucleotide messenger RNA. RefSeq names its product DNA topoisomerase 2. Lineage: Eukaryota; Fungi; Ascomycota; Eurotiomycetes; Eurotiales; Trichocomaceae. The transcript is spliced from 4 exons. Gene Ontology annotation, molecular function: DNA binding; ATP binding; DNA topoisomerase type II (double strand cut, ATP-hydrolyzing) activity. Gene Ontology annotation, cellular component: nucleus. Gene Ontology annotation, biological process: resolution of meiotic recombination intermediates; sister chromatid segregation; DNA topological change. Bases 1 to 4956 code for a protein of 1651 amino acids. The record is from RefSeq and is a predicted model, not a curated record.
AUGGAUUCCAUUUUGGACGAUGAUUCUUUUCACGAGGAUGAGGGCGGUAGCUCCGACUUCGUGCCCGACGAGGCCCCUAAACCAAAGGCUAAGGCCAAGGCAUCGAAACCAGCCGCGAGCAAAACCAAGAAAUUAACACAAACUACUUUCAAGGCAAAACCGGCAGCCAAGGCCACAAAGAAGAAAGCGAGAGCCACUCCUGAGAACGAGGAAUCGGGUCACGAAGAUAUCGACGACUUCAUAGAUUCUGUCAUGUCAACUACACCCCCCAGCAAACCGAAGACAAAGAAAGCGCCCGCUAAAAAGGCCGCAUCGAAACCGCUAGCUGAUGUUGAAAACGAAUCAUUCGGCCUGGAUGGCGCUGACGAAGUCGAGACAUCCAAACCACCCAAAGAUACCGGGGCUGCGGACAAGUACCAAAAGCUCACUCAACUCGAACAUAUUAUCAAGCGUCCUGAUACGUAUAUCGGAUCUAUCGAAAAGACCACCCAGUCAAUGUGGGUCUACGACUCGACGUCAGAAUCGAUGGAUUACCGCGAGGUCACCUUCGUCCCUGGCUUGUACAAAAUUUUCGAUGAAAUUGUCGUGAACGCCGCAGACAACAAGCAAAAUGACAAUAACAUGGACGAAAUCAAAAUUACGAUAGACCGAGAAUCCGGUCAGAUCAGUGUCUGGAACAACGGACGCGGUAUUCCUAUCGAAAUUCACUCGAAAGAAAAAAUAUAUGUUCCUGAGCUUAUCUUCGGUCAUUUGUUGACUUCCUCGAAUUAUGACGACGGGCAAAUGAAGGUGACCGGUGGUCGAAAUGGGUUUGGUGCCAAAUUAUGUAACGUCUUCUCGACGGAAUUCAGCAUCGAAACUUAUGACUCGCGUCAAAAGAGAAAGUAUCAACAGACAUGGACCGAUAACAUGAGCAAGAUGGGCAAAGCCAAGAUUACAGAAUGCAAAGGCGAUGACUACACCAAAGUCACUUUCAAGCCUGACUACAAAAGGUUUGGCAUGGAAGGCAUGGAUGACGACUUUGAAGCCCUUGUCAAGCGCCGUGUUUAUGAUUUAGCUGGCACUGCCAAAGUUGCAGUCAGGCUGAACGGAACUCGGAUCCCUGUACGCAACUUCAAAAAAUACAUGGAGAUGUACACCAAGGCUAUCAAAAAGGAACGUGGCGAAGAGGCGGCAAAUGAUAAAAGCGAGAUAGUCACAGCUAGCCCCGAUCCUCGAUGGGAGGUUGGAUUUGCUGUGUCUGAUGGGUCUUUCCAACAAGUCUCGUUCGUGAACUCCAUUGCGACUACCUCCGGUGGUAGUCAUGUGAACUACAUUGCGGAUCAAAUCUGUAAUAAACUUGCAGAAGUCGUGAAGAAAAGGAAUAAACAAGGUGCUACACUGAAAGCAUCUCAGAUACGCAACCAUAUAUUCGUCUUCGUGAACGCAUUAAUUGUGAACCCUGCAUUCACAUCCCAGACCAAGGAGCAGCUGACUACUAAACCAAGUCAAUUUGGCAGCAAAUGCGUCUUGGAUGAAGACUUUUACAAGAAAGUUUUGAAAACCGAAGUCAUGACAAAUAUCCUACACUUCGCUGAAAAGAAGGCGGAUCAGUUGCUCAAGAAGACGGAUGGAAGCCGACGAUCGCGCAUGAAUAACCCCAAGCUUACCGAUGCCAACAAAGCUGGCACCAAGGAUGGCCAUCAUUGCACGCUGAUCUUGACAGAAGGUGAUUCCGCCAAAGGUUUAGCUAUGGCUGGUCGUGCUGUCGUUGGUCCCGACUUAUUCGGUGUUUUCCCUCUUCGUGGAAAGCUUCUUAAUGUUCGAGACGCAUCAAUUGAUCAAAUAUCCAAGAAUGCUGAAAUUCAAAACAUCAAGAACUUCCUGGGUUUACAGCACAAGAAAGAGUAUACUGAUACUCGCGGCCUGCGAUAUGGCCAUCUUAUGAUCAUGACUGAUCAGGAUCAUGAUGGAAGCCAUAUUAAAGGUUUGCUUAUCAACUUUCUUCAAGUACAGUUUCCCAGUUUACUCAAGAUCCCUGAAUUUCUCAUUGAGUUUAUCACUCCAAUCGUGAAAGUGUGGAAGGGAGAUCCAAAAAACCCAAGCAAGUCAAAAUCUUUUUUCACCAUGCCUGAAUAUGAACAGUGGAAGGAGGAAAACGUACAUGACCGCGCCUGGCAACAUAAGUACUACAAGGGUUUGGGUACCAGCACAACAGAAGAUGCUCAAAUUUACUUCCGAGAUUUGGACCGACACUUGAAAGAGUUCCAUACCAUGCAGGACAACGAAGCUCAGCUCAUUGACCUGGCUUUCUCAAAGAAAAAGGCCGAUGAGCGAAAGGAAUGGCUGCGCCAAUUCAAGCCUGGCACGUAUCUUGACCAUUCAGCCAAGCAGAUAACAUACACGGAUUUUAUCAACAAAGAGUUGAUUCUGUUUAGUAUGGCUGACAACCAGCGGUCCAUUCCUUCGGUUGUCGAUGGCCUCAAGCCGGGUCAACGUAAGGUCUUGUAUACUUGUUUCAAACGCAAUAUCAAGAAGGAUAUGAAAGUCGUCGAGUUGGCAGGUCACGUUUCUGGUAUGACGGCUUAUCAACACGGUGAUGCCUCCUUGCAGCAGACAAUCGUUGGUUUGGCCCAGACUUUUGUUGGCUCCAAUAAUCUCAACUGCUUGGAACCUAGUGGUAACUUCGGUAGUCGUCUUCAGGGUGGUUCUGACUGUGCCAGUGCACGUUAUAUCUACACUCGACUGUCGCCAUUUGCGAGACGUGUAUUCCACCAGAGUGAUGAGCCGCUUCUCAAUUACAAUGAGGACGACGGAGAGAAAAUUGAGCCUGAGCUCUACGUGCCAGUAGUUCCAUUGAUCUUGAUAAAUGGUGCCGAUGGUAUCGGUACAGGUUGGAGUUCGUCGAUUCCUAAUUACAACCCAGAGGACAUCGUUUCCAACCUGAAGCGUAUGAUGGACGGAGAAGAGCCUGAACCCAUGCAACCUUGGUUCCGCGGUUUCACUGGUGAAGUAACUCCUCAAGGCCCUGAUCGAUUCAAAUUCAGUGGCAUUAUCAAGGAAACGGGGGAUAAGGAAGUGGAAAUUACCGAACUUCCAAUUCGGACAUGGACUCAGGACUUCAAAGAUAAACUAGAGGAUAUCAUCAAAGCCGACAAGACGCCGUCCUUUAUUAAGGAUUACAAAGACUAUAAUACCCACACCAAAGUCCACUUCGUAAUUCAGCUGGACGAGAAGAAUAUGAAAACUGCCUUGUCAGAAGGGUUGGAAGAGAAGUUCAAGCUUUCGAGGACCAUUGCGACGACAAAUUUGGUGGCCUUUGACCCAGAAGGUCGCAUUACGAAGUACGCUACGGUCAAUGACAUUUUGAAGGAGUUUUUCACUGUCCGCCUCAAAUUUUACGAGAAGCGCAAGCAACACCAGCUGUCAGAAAUGCAGAAGGAAUUGGACAAGUUUACCAAUCAGGCGCGGUUCGUGCAAAUGAUUAUCGAUGGGAAACUUGUUAUUUCUAAGAAAAAGAAGGCUCUCCUGAUUUCGGAGUUGAAGGAGAAAGGAUUUAAGGCGUUCCCAAAAGUCUCCGAUGCCGUCAAAGCUGGUGAAUCAGAACAAGUUGUGGAAGAAGGAGAGGAGGAGGUUAACACCGAGGUGGCUUCGAAUGCUUAUGAUUACUUGCUAGGGAUGCCUAUUUGGUCUUUGACGCAAGAACGUGUUGAAAAGCUCCUUCGCAUGAUCGGGGAUAAGGAGCUCGAGAUUGAUAAUCUGAUUAAACUUUCAAAGGAAGAUAUUUGGCGUCAGGAUCUUGACGACUUUAUCAAUCAAUGGCGUUUUGAACUAGAUGAAGAGCAUCGCCGUGCGAGAAAGGUAGCAGGUAUGGGUCGUCGCCAAUCUGCUAAGCUCAUGACCGCAUCUUCGAAGGGACCAGCCAAAAAGCGCAAGGCCGCUGAUGACGAUGAUGACUAUGCUGCACCAAAGAGCAAAAAGGCCACUACAAGCAAGAAACCUGAGCCAAAGGGAAGUCUUCUCAGUUAUCUCAAAAGCUCUCCACAGCCAAAGAAGACAACUCAACAAGACGACGUGGAUGAUGAUAUGGAUCUUGACGAUGACUUUGUAGCCGAAGUCCUUCCAAAAAAGAGCCGUGCAGCUCCAAAAUCUCAAGAAGCCCCGAAGAGGGAAAAGGAAGAUGACGAAGAUGACGAUCUUCUUGAGAUACCUGCUGUAAAGGCCAAGUCACAAACUGUAUCAAAGCCCGAUAAAAAAGCAGCAGCAGAAGAGCCCAAGGCUCGUAAGACGAUCAAAAAACCGGCGAAGUACGUUGAAGCAAGCGAAUCAGACAGCGAGUUUGGAGACGACCUCCUGGAUGACGUGAGCAAAAUGGUCAAGGGCAUUGGGAAUUCCAAUGGAAAGGCUCUCAUUUCCGAAUUAUCCAAACCUGGAACAAGUGCAAAUUUGAAAGCCUCUAGUGCGAAAACGUCCAAGUUUGAUAACGAAUUCGAUCCUGACGAGACAGACUACACGAAGCUUGUCCCACAGCAGUCGCCUCGUCGUUCACUCCUUGUUAAGCAAAAGGAAAAAGUAGCAGACAAUGACGAUGAUGACGAAUCAAUGAAACCAGCAACUAAAUCAAAGCCAGCAACCAAGACCAAGUCAACUGCGAGCAGCACCACUGCCGCAAAGCCUCGUGGACGCCCGAAGAAAGAUACUGCUUCGGCUCCGGCACCUAAGAAGGCGCAACCUGCCGCCAAAGGAAGGGGUAAAAAGAAGGUCGUAGAAGACUCCGACGAUGACAUUGAUGCUAUGGCUAACGACAUUCUUGACUCCGACGGUGGAGUUGACUUGGACGAUGAGCCUCCCAAGGCCCGCCCAUCUCGUCGAGCUGCCUCCACUAAGAAAAAGACCUAUGUGAUCGAUGAUGAUAGUGAAAUGGACGAGCUAGUUGGUGGUGACGAUUCUGCGGAUGUCUUUGACGAUUCCGAGUGA